Messenger RNA from Plasmodium relictum, 2955 nucleotides. RefSeq names its product cysteine protease ATG4, putative (gene ATG4). Bases 1 to 2955 code for a protein of 984 amino acids. The transcript has 3 exons. The record is from RefSeq and is a predicted model, not a curated record. Gene Ontology annotation, molecular function: protein-phosphatidylethanolamide deconjugating activity. Lineage: Eukaryota; Apicomplexa; Aconoidasida; Haemosporida; Plasmodiidae.
AUGGAUACAGAAGAUUUAUUUGAUAAUAAUAAAAAUGUAGCAUAUGGAAAAUUUUCUAAAAAAAUUAAGGGGGCAUUUAAAAUUAGUGAUGAAGCCAUUAAAACAGAAAAAUAUAUAAUUAAUAAUAUUAAAAUAAAUAGCAAUUUAAAAAAAAAAUGCAAUAUAAAAAAGAAAUGUGAAAAUGAUAUAAUUAAUAUGAAAGAUAAAAAAAAUGAGGGAAUAUGUUCUCAUCAAAAUAAAUCUAAAUAUAAAUUAAUAAAUUAUUUAAAUAGUAUUAAAUAUAACUUGUCUAUUAAAAAAUAUUUUAAAAUGUUAGUAACGGUAUCCUUUUUAAAUUAUCUACCUUUACAUUUACGUAAUAUAUCAAAUAAUGUGUAUAUAAGCGGAACAAUUUUUAAUCUUAAAGACCCAGAGUCAUUUAAAAUUUUUCUAAUUUUGUGUAAAUCAAAAAUAUUGUUAACUUACAGAUCAAACUUCCUCUUAAAAAUUAGUAAUAGUAAUAAUUAUUGUAAAAAUACUAAUAAUAAUAAUAUUAAUGAUAAUAGUAAUGAUGACAAUAAUAAUAAUUUUAAUGAUAAUAAUAAUAGUACUAAUGAAAAUAGUAAUAGUCUUAAUGAUAAUAAUAAUAAUAAUGACAAUAAUUAUAGUAACAAUGGUAUUAAUAGCAUAUAUGAAAGAUAUAAAAAUAUUAAAGAAUUUGAAAAAACAAAAGGUAAAUGGAGAAAAAAAGAAAAAAAAAAGAAAAAAAGAUAUUAUAAGGAAAGUGUGAUAGAUUUUACAGAUAUACCAGAACAUUUUUUAAAAAAUGUUUAUUUUGAUGAUAAAGAAUGUUUUUAUAUAGAUUUAGAAAGAAUAUCAAAACAUAACACUAAUAAUUUUUAUGAUAGUAACAGCUGUAUCAGCAUGAGUAGGUAUUUUUACUGUAGUAGAGAUUUAUAUCCUAAAAUUUUAGGAAAUGAAGUUAAUAAAGACAUAUCCACAUAUAGUACAAAUGAUAGCAACAAUAGUAUUUUAUAUUUGGAUAAUUUUAAAAGUGAUUUUAGUCUUAAUGAAAAGAAUAAAAAAAAUAUUGAAGUUUUAAAUUGUUAUGAUGACGAAAAAACAAGAAUUGCUUACGUUAACAAUACUAAUAUUAAUAACAGUAAUAAUAAUAAUUAUUCUAAAUACAAAAAUAUUGAAAUAAGCAAUGAACUUUUAAAUAAUAUAAGUAAAAAUAAUAAACAAAAUGAAAAAAAUAGAACCACUGAAAAUUAUAUUCAUUAUGAAAAAAAUCAAGAAAAGAGAAAUAGUAAAUUAGAAAGUAUGCCUUUUAAUAAAAAAAAAAAUUUUGAUGUAAAUUUUAGAAUUAAAAAAAAAAAAUAUACGAUAAUUAUAAAGAAAAAAAAAAAAAAGUGGACACAAUUUGAUGAUAAUAUAAAAUAUAUUCAAAUGAGUGAUAAUGGAUGGGGAUGCAUGCUAAGAGUAGUUCAAAUGAUUUUAGCAAAUAUAUUAAUAAAUUACAAAAUAUCAAAGAAAUAUGUUUUUUUUCAUAAUUAUGGUGAUUAUUUACUUUAUAAGAAUUAUAUGAAUAAAUUAUAUAGUGAUAAAAAUGAAAAUAAAAAGAAUAGUACAAUUAUUCAGGAAAAAAAUAUACAAGGUAAUUUAUGUUCCUUUAAAAAAAUAGUAGAAAAUUGUGAUAUUACAAACAAAAUAAUAAAAAAUUUUAAUAAAAAAAUAGAAUAUGAUAAAUUCUAUGAAAAAGAAAAGAAUGAAUCGGGUUUUGUAAUAAUAAAAAUAGAAUCAAAUCUAUUUCAUAAUAAUGAAGACAACUCUUUAAUAAAUAGAAAUAUUAAAAAUUUACCUAUGGGAUUAUAUUGCAAAUCAAAUAAAAAAAUUAAUUUUUUAAUAAAAAGAAAAAAAAAAGAAAUACACGAAGAUAAAAUGAAAAAAAAUAAGUCUAGAGCUAUUUAUAUAUAUAAAAAAAAUGAUAAAACGAAAAAUUAUGUUUAUCAUCAUUUUAAGUCUUAUGAAAAUUUUUUAAAUAGUACCGAUGACAACAUUCAAAAUAUUCAUGUGAACAACUCAUUAAUAUAUCCUAUACUUUUACAAUUUAGAGAUACAGAAAAAGCUAAAUAUUCCAUACAAAAUAUUAUUUAUGAAAUUAUGAAGUGUAAAAAAAUUGAUGAAAAAGAAGUGCAGCAUUUUGUUCAUGAAUGGACAGGGCCUACUAGUAGUGCUAUGAUUAUAUCGAAUUUAAUUAAUAAAAAAAAAGUUCGUUUUGUGGGAAAAAAAAAAAAAAAAGCAAUAUAUCAUAAAAUAAAUGUAUUAGAAAAUGAUUUAAUUAAUAAAAAAAAUCCUUUUAAAAUGAAAAAUUAUGAUUUGGAAAAUUCUAAUAAUAGGAAGACUAAAAUAAUAUUUAUGAGAAAAAAAAAUAGACAAGCAUUUUUUUCUGUAGCAUUUGAAACAGGUGUAAUAUAUAACAAUAAAGUUUUAAAAUUUUUUCAAAUAAAACAAAAAAUAUCUAUAAUAAUAUGGGUAUGUCUUAAAUUAGGCAUUGAUUCUAUGAAUAUAUCAAAAUAUAAGAAAUCUAUAUUAUCAUGUUUUCUUUUAAAACAAUUUCAAGGAAUUAGUAGUGGUAAUAUUCACACUAGUGCUUAUUAUUUUUAUUCAGCAAAUGAAAACGGUCUUUUUUAUCUCGACCCUCAUAUAAAGUGCCAAAAUGCUUUUACAAGUAUAAAUAAAUAUUUUAAUUCGGAAUUUUUUACUGAUAAAAUAAAAAUUUUGCCAUGGGAAUACUUAAAUUCAUCAGUUUCCUUAAUAUUUGUUGUUGAUUCCAAAGAUGAUUAUAUGAAUCUAGUUAAAGACUUAAAAUUAAUUGAUUCUAGUAUAUUUGAAUUUUACGAUGAAGAACCUCAAUAUUCCUUUAAAAACAAAUUAAGCUAUGACACUGAUGAUUCAGGGUUAGUUCUGUUGUAA